AUGGUCUACCUGGAGACUACAACAGAACAGCCCUUGCCCCUGGUACUUGUGGGCAAUAAAUGUGACCUAGUGACAACAGCUGGAGAUGCUCACACUGAUGCAGCAAUCCUGACUCAUAAGUGGGGAGCCCCCUUCAUCAAGACCUCAGCCAAGACACGACAAGGUGUAGAGGAAGCAUUUGCUCUGCUUGUCCAUGAGAUUCAGAGGGCCCAGGAGUCUGUGGUUGAGUCAAGCAUGGAGAAGACCCGACAACACAAAGCCAUGUACAAGAAAAGAGGAGAGAGAUUCCUGCGCCUCCGCUCCGUCCCCCGCAGGGUUGCUCUGUUUGCCAUGGACGGCAUCGUCCCAGACAUAGCAGUCGGUACAAAGCGGGGCUCCGACGAGCUCUUCUCCAUGUGUGUCAGCAGCGGCCCCUUCAUCAUGAGCAGCUUGACUUUCGCAGCCAAUGGAAAUGAUAGUAAGAAGUUUAAAGGUGACAACAGGAGCACAGGGGUCCCUUCCAGAGUCAUCCAUGUCCGCUCACUGCCCAGUGAUGUCACUGAGGGCAAGGUUAUCUCUCUGGGGCUGCCCUUUGGGAAGGUCACCAACCUCCUUAUGCUGAAGGGGAAAAACCAGGCCUUCAUUGAAAUGAACACAGAGGAGGCUGCCAACACUAUGGUCAACUACUAUACAUCAGUGGCACCUGUGCUGCGUGGACAGCCCAUCUACCUCCAGUUCUCCAACCACAAGGAGCUCAAAACUGACAGCUCACCCAACCAUGCACGUGCCCAGGCAGCCCUGCAGGCU
Molecule: messenger RNA, 786 nt
Organism: Cricetulus griseus (Chinese hamster)
Lineage: Eukaryota; Metazoa; Chordata; Mammalia; Rodentia; Cricetidae
Source: RefSeq, a predicted model, not a curated record